Messenger RNA from Rotaria sordida, 4590 nucleotides. NCBI's taxonomy places the organism in Eukaryota, Metazoa, Rotifera, Eurotatoria, Philodinida, Philodinidae. The record is from the annotation of a GenBank genome assembly.
AUGGCUGCUGGUCCAUCAACAACUAGUAAUAAUCCUCCAAUAUUACCAAUGCAUGAUAAAACUCCAUUAUCUCGUUUACUUGAAGCAGCUGUACAAAAAACUUAUCAUGAACUAUAUACUAUGGCAGAUGUUUUACCCAACAAAACUAAUAUAGAACGAAAAAAAGAAUUAGUAAAAUUUGCUUGUCGUACUCGUCAAUUAUUUAUACGAAUUUUAGCUGUAGUUAAAUGGGCAACUACAGCUGGAAAAGUAAAUGCAUGCGAGACUAUACAACAUUUUUUGGAAAAUCGUGCUCGACUUAUACGUGAAACGUCGGAUUGUUUAGCUCAAUUAGCACGUUUAAAACUACUUGAUGCAAGAUUACCGAAUUUUCCUAUAACAGAUGCAGUUGAUGCAUUAACACUUGGUUCAGUAAAUUUUUUACCUGAACGAUUAUCGGAAGCAACAACUCCUUUUAUACCAGCUAGUGAAACUGAACGACAAGAAAUUUUACCACGUCUUCAACAAAUUCUUACAGCAAGAUUAGCUAUUGCAGAAUUACCUAUUCAAUUUACUAAUGUCACAAUUAAAAAUGGAAUAGUAACAUUAGCUGUUGAUGGAGAAUUUGAAGUUAAAUUAGGCAUAAAAAGUGAUAAUCUAUUUGCUUCAUGGCAUGUUUAUAAAACAAAAUUAUUUUUACGCGAUCCUGAAGAACCAGAACAAGAACUUGUUCAUCCUUUACAGAUGCAACUAUUAACAAAUCAUAUUCAAAGUUGGCUUGUUGAAUCGGAAAAUCCAUUAGUUGAACUUUAUCGAUAUUUGCAUUAUUAUUGUCAAUCAUUACGUUUACAUAUUUUAAAUGAACAAGCUAGUCGAAUACGUAAUCGAAGUUUAAAACAAAAACAUUUAUAUUUAUCAAGUUAUAUACCAUGUAAAAGUCUUAGUAUUGAAUAUUGGAAAGAAUAUAAUUUUAAUAAUCAACAAAAAAAGACAAUUAUUAAUGAAAAAAUUCGAGAUAUUGGUAUGACAAUUUUAUGUGAUGAUGAUGGAAAAUUUCAAAUAAUUCAUUGGCCACCAUUACCUGUUGAAGAUAGUGUUGCAAUUUUACAAAUAUUAGAAAAACCAACAUUUACUAUGGAAGAAAUUCUUAAUCGAACAAUUUAUGCAAGAUGUCAACGUCGAUUUGAAGAAUUAAAAGAAACUAUUUUAUCAACUACUUCAGCAAACAUUGAAAUUGAUCCAUUGAUUCCAGCAUUAAAAUGUGAAUUAUUACCUGAAAGUACAUCUGAAGAAAUUUUAUUUAUAUCAAUAAGUCCAUUUUCUGGUUUAUAUAAAGUUGUUUGUUAUAUGGAAACUCGAUAUUCACAACAAAUUGAAUAUGCCCUUAAUCGUGAUCCAGGAAAUUUAAUUGAUGCAAUUAAUUUAUUUAAAAUUUGGUUAAUACAACAACGUAUUCCAUCACUUCUAGCUCAUAUUAAUUGUCAUGUUUAUACACGUAUACCAUCAUUAAAUCCAAAACACGAAUUAAUUAUUCCAUUUAUCAAUAAUGGUAUUUAUAUUGAAUUAAUACAUAAUGAAGGAUAUUAUAUUCUUGUACAUGUAUCUGAUGUAAAUCAAUUAUUAAUUCAAUAUUAUUUAUUAAUUGUGGAGAAACGUUCAUCUAUACAUGAUCCACUGGUAAUUCAACAACAAAAUUUACAAUAUAAUCAACAAACAAUGAUACCAAAUGAUGAAUAUGCUAAAUGGAUGUUAGAACCACUUGUUCUAUGUCCAUUAGAUCCAACAGCAUUUUUAAGAAAAGAAUUUAUUGAACUUAAAAGUACAUUUCAAUUUGGAAAAAUGAAAGAAACAAUUGAAGAUGAUAUGGAUAUUAAACAAGCGAGAUCAACAUCAGUUCUUUCACUUAAAUUAUUAUUAAAAUUAGUUAAUUAUUAUGAUGAAAUGCUUACAUUUACAUUUUUAAAAGAAGAAUUUCAACGUAAAAAAACUAUAUGUAAAGGUAUUAUCUAUAGUCCAUGGACAGGUAUUCCAAAUCUCGAUAUUGUUCGAACAUCAACUGGUGAUGAUUCAUUUUCAUCAAAUAUUGAAAUUUCAAAUUAUGUAAAUGAAUGUUUUUGGCCUCGUAUUCUAUCAUGUACUAUUCGAUUAGUACAUACAUUACGUGAAACAAAUCAUGCACAUAAACAUAGUGAACGACAAUGGACUUUAGAAUUAAAUUUACCUAAUAAUAAUUAUUUUUACAAUUCUAUUAUAAAAACUCCAUAUAAUUCAAUAAUUCUUUGCAAUCAAAUACUAGCAAAAUUAUAUUCGAAAAUAGUUGAUUAUAUUCAUAGUGAACUUCGAGCUGCAUUUGAAUUGACACAUCUAUUUGAAAAUUAUGCAUUAUCAUUACCAGAAUCAACUGAUCUUCGAGCAAUAUCUGAAGUAAAUUCAUUUAAUUUCUUUAAAUCUACAAUUCAUUAUGGACCAAAUUUUGCUUUUGCUGUAACAUUAACACAUAAUAAUAAUAGUAAUAAUAAUAAUAAUAAUAAUAAUACUACUAAUAAUAAUAAUACUAAUCAAAAUCAACAAGAUUUAAAUUCAAAUCUUGGAUGGACAUUUGAUUUACGUUUUACAACAAUAAAUCAUAAAUUUUUAACAACGGCUCAUCAAAUAUUAAAUGGAAAAUUAAUUCAAUUUUUAAAUCGAACACGUUCAUUAAAACAAUUUAUUCGAUUAUUACAUAUGACAGCUAUUCCAAUAUCUUCCAUAGCUCGAUUAAAUUGUUUCAAUCGUCCAAUUGUUUUUCUUAAUCAAGGUUCAUGUAUUCAAUCAAUACUUACAUUAGUUCCUUAUACUGAAUUUCGAUGGCGUCUUAUUUUUGGUCAAAUAUUUGCACUUGAUAUUCAAAUAUGUGGGCCUAAUCUAAUACUUAUACGUGAUGGCGCAUACAGUGUACAAUUAAACAGUGUAUUACCGGAACUUUCACCAAUACCUAGACUUAAAGAAUUUUUAUCUAAAUAUGCUGAUGAUCGAGGUUUAACAUUUGAAUUUACACAUAUAACAGAUCGUUUUCGUGAUCGAGAUUUUAUUUUACCUGAAUUACAAUUACCUCCACCAUCAUUUUCAAUAUCAUCAUCAACAACAACAAUAACAAAUCCUCCAUCAAAUCGCCCAUUAACUUCAGGAAAUGCACCAACUCCACAUUUAUUACAUCCAGUUGGAACACCCGGUUCAUCACUUAAUCCAUUAACACCAGCUAGUGUUGGUCCAAGUAGUCAAUCUCAACAACAAGCAAAUUCACCAUCACAACCAAUAAUUGCACCAAGUCCCGGUUUUAUGAGUAAUGGUUCACCAUUGAUGAUGCCAACAAUAGGUUCACCAAUGACAAAUAAUACUACAACAACACAAUUAACAGCUCCAUCACCAAUGGGUAUAACUACACAAUCACCAGGAACUAUUUAUGAAAUGCCAUAUAUAAGUCCAGCAGCUCGAGCAUCUGGUUCAUCAUUUCCAGGUUCAUUUCUUGGUCCAUCACCUGGUACACCUGCAAAUACAACAAUGACAUCUGUAGCUACUCCACUAAAUAUUCGAUCGGAUGAUAUUAAUAAUAAACAAUCAUCAACAUUACAUAGUUAUAAUCGAUAUUUAUAUACAAAACAUUAUCCUGUUUAUAUAAGUCAACAAACAUUUUUUCGAAUGCUUUUUACACCAGAUAGACAUCAAUGGUCAAAAUUUGAAUCAUUUCUUGCAUCAUCAGUUCUUGUUAAACAUUUUUCACGAGCUGUUUCUGAACCAUAUGAUUCAAAUAAUCCAACAGUUCGUGCUGUACCAAAUGAACAAGAUACAUAUAGAAUAGAACAUUUAUCAUUACAAAUAGCAUUUGUAUUUGAUAUUAAUACAGCAACAUAUAGAAUUUAUUGUACAUCAUUAAUGGAUUCAUCAUCUCAACAACAACAACAACAACAACAACAACAAUCUAAUUUUGGUUGGUCAUCAGAUGAACUUCAAACAAUGGAAUUAUUUUUUAAUGAAAAUUUUUUUCCUUCAUCAAUAUUAUCAAAUUCACAAAAUCAAAUAAUUAUGCCAACAAUGGAUAUAUUAUCAUUAUCAGCAGCACAAAAUAGACAUACAGCCAUGGGAGCAUUUGAAAAAAUGCUUGCACAUAUUCAUCCACGUGUAUUACGUGAUCUUGUAAAAAUUAUUCGACUUGAACAGAAUCCUGAAAAUCAUCAUUUAUGGCGAGCACGUUGGUGUUUAACAAUACCACAAGGAAAUGGUUUUAUACAAGUUGGUCAUCCAGCAAUAUCUUUUCAACCUGGUCAAGCAUCUGUGUUUCUUUUUCAGUUUAUUCCUCGAUUAAAUCGAAAUGAAUUUCAAAUGUCUAGUAAUAUAAAUACAUUAUCAUUUAUUGUUCCAUUAACACAUGAUACAACAACAAAUCAAACAACAUUAUGGGAUAGAAUUAAUAAACAACCAUUAAUGGGUAAUGAACAUAAAUAUAACAAUGUUAUGAAAAUUCUUAAUAAUUCACGUGAAACAACAACUAAAUAUGAAUGUUCAUUAUUUCCAUCGAUUGUUGAAUUAAUAAGUUAUUUACAAGUUUCACCAAUAUCUAAUUAUCCAUCUUGA